This is a messenger RNA of Epithele typhae, 1902 nucleotides long. Its product is annotated as DNase I-like protein. Bases 1 to 1902 code for a protein of 633 amino acids. Gene Ontology annotation, molecular function: zinc ion binding; double-stranded DNA 3'-5' DNA exonuclease activity; DNA-(apurinic or apyrimidinic site) endonuclease activity. Gene Ontology annotation, biological process: base-excision repair. Gene Ontology annotation, cellular component: nucleus. The transcript is spliced from 5 exons. NCBI's taxonomy places the organism in Eukaryota, Fungi, Basidiomycota, Agaricomycetes, Polyporales, Epitheliaceae. The record is from RefSeq and is a predicted model, not a curated record.
AUGCGAAUUCUGUCUUGGAACAUAAAUGGUAUUAGGACCCUCCCCCAGUAUCACCCAUGGAACACGUUCAAGUCGUGCGACGGCAUACUGGAGGAGCUCAAAGCCGACAUUAUCUGCUUUCAAGAGAUGAAGUCAUCGCGAGCGACGCUCCCGCGUGACGUGGGCGUGCCCGACCCAUACCACGCUCUACUCUCCUUCCCCACGAAUAAAGGCGGGUACAGUGGAGUCGCAGUGUAUACCGACUCGCGCAAGGUCGUACCUUUGAAAGCCGAGGAGGGCCUCUCGGGCAGGCUCCAACCGAAGCCGCCGCUCUCGGAGGAAGAGCGAAUAUCACCCUCAUACCCCUAUCCGCACAGCAUGGACCUCUUCGCGGAUGAAAACGGCGGAGUGCCCUCCUCGUUCGACAACCUCGACAGCGAGGGCCGCGGCCUCGUCGUCGACUUCGGGCUCUUCGUUCUUAUCAACGUCUAUUGCCCCAACGAGACUUCAGACGCACGCCUGUCGUUCAAGAUGAACUACCACCUGCUGUUGCAGGAGCGAGUCCGCAAGUUGGUGGAGGAGGAGCAUCGGGAGGUCAUCGUCCUCGGCGAUAUCAAUUCGUGCGCGGCGCCUAUCGACUCAGCCGAAGGCCAGUUGCCUAGUGUGAGCGAAAACUUCUAUGUGCACCCCGCGAGAGCGUGGUUUCACAAGUGGCUUAGUCCUAAUGGACCUAUGACGGACAUUAUCCGCGAGCUGCAUCCGACACGCAAGGGCAUGUAUACCUGUUGGAAUAACAAACUUCAGGGACGCGAGACAAACUACGGUGCUCGAAUAGACUAUAUCCUCGUCACCAAGGGGCUCCUCCCAUGGAUUUCCGGAGGCGACAUCCAGCCUUCGCUCAAAGGCUCAGACCACUGCCCAAUAUAUAUCGACCUGCACGAGCAGAUCACUCUCGACUCGGGAGAAGUCCUGACGUUGCGCGACGCCAUGAAGCAGCACGCGGACCUCAAAGAACCCCCUCGGCUUGUCGCAAAGUUCUGGCCCGAGUUCGCUGGGAAGCAGACCGUGCUCUCCGCGUUCUUCGGCAAACAAGUCGUCUCAACCACAGCGAAGACGGAUCCCAGCCCCACCCCGCCCCUCUCACAGUCCCCGUCGUCCUCGCAGACCCCAGCACCCACCGCCUCCAGCGCGUCUCCCACCCCCGCCCCCGCCCCCGCCCCCGCCCUGCGUACACAGCCCGCCGAGCCCCCAGCGAAGAAGUUCAAGCCGUCACAGACGACGCGCGCGAUCUCCGCCCCGUCGGUGAGCAAGCGCAAGCCCGCCGCGCUCGCCGCGAGCUCCUCCGCGCCGACGAAGAAGCGGAAGCAGGGCAUGGGCCAGGCAAGCCUCGCGUCCUUCUUCGCCAAGCCCCCCGCCUCGAGCUCGAAGCACUCCCCAUCGCAGUCGCAGUCUCACUCGCAACCCGAGGUGAUCCAGGUCGACGACAGUGACGACGACCGCCCCGCGUCCUCCCAGCCCCAGCUGCCGCCUGCAGACGACGACACGGACCAGCUCGACGCAGACCGCCGCCUCGCCUGCGAGCUCGCCGCCGACUCCUCGCCGUCCUCCCAGUCGUCGUCACAAACACCAGGCGCCGGCGCCGACAAAGACGCGUGGUCGGCGCUUUUCGCGAAGGUGCCCCCGCCGCUGUGCACGGUGCACCAUGAGCCCGCACGGCUCUGGACGGUGAACAAGCAGGGCCCGAACAAGGGCAAGCGCUUCUACCUGUGCGCGCGCCCGGUCGGGCCUGGGUUCGACAAGGGCCGGGGGGAGCGGCUGCGGGAGGAGGUCGACCCGCAGUAUCGGUGCAGCUACUUCAAGUGGGCGAGCGAGGUGCGGAGGGAGGCGUUGAAGGAGAAAGGCACGGGGAAGGGGAAGGGGUAG